AUGGGACUACUCAGGUCACUCUUUACGUCUCUAAUCAGCCUUGGGGCGCUCUGCGCAGCGUCAUCGAGCGCGGGCUCGAGAGUGCUCGUCGUUUUGGAGCCGGCAUUGUCCAAGACUGAUUAUUCGACCUUCUUUGACGGUCUAGAAGAGCGCGGAUACCAGCUAACUUUCAGGACACCAAAGCAAGACAAACCACUCCUUGUAGAAUAUGAUGUCCCAAACUAUGACCACGUUAUCCUCUUUGCCCCGACAACGAAAACCCUUUCGUCGGAUAUUUCUCCCCAAUCACUGCUGCAACUCUUAUCCCAAAAGGUCAAUCUGAUGGUCGCACUAUCACCAAAGACGACCCCGAUGCACUCCUUUGCGAGCGAGUUUGGCCUCAUCCUCCCGCCUCCCGAAACUCCGCUCUUCUCACAUUUCCCCGCUCGCAAAGGUCCACGUACGACACUCGAAGUCCCUCUAAACCCGGAUUCAAGCGUGGUAAAAUCGACUUCAUCGCCAAUUUUGUUCUCUGGUAUCAACUUUGGCAUCUCGACCAACCCUAUGCUCUUCUCUAUUGUCAACGCCCCCGCAGAGAGCUUUGCGACCGAUACAACGAAAGAGGAAGAAGCAGAAAUCUUGAUUGAGUCGGCGAACAGGGGAGGAGAGGGUCUUUGGGCUGGGAGCGCAAUGUCCGUCGUUGCAGGUUUCCAAACAAAGAGCGGCGCGCGCGUCGUAUGGGCUGGUGGCGUUGACAUGUUCAGUAACGAUUUCGCUUCGAGCACACUAGCAGGUGGAAAGAAGAGUGGAAACGCUGCUGUCGCUCAGGAUAUUGCCAAAUGGGCCUUCCAGGAAUCUAUGGUUCUCCGUAUCGACGAAGUCAAACACCAUAGACUCGGAGAAAGUGAUCCUCGAGAAAUGUAUACGAUUAAUGACAAAGUGGUAUAUUCCGUGCAAAUAUCCGCCUUUGACCCUACUACGUCCUCCUGGACGCCCUACUCCGAUAUCAAGGAUUUGCAAGUCGAGUUCACCAUGCUUGAUCCGCAUAUCCGCACCUCUCUGUCGCCCGUCGCUGGACAACCAGGCAGGUAUGAGACUGUGAUACGCAUUCCAGACCGACAUGGUGUCUUCAAAUUUGUCGUCGACUACCGAAGAAGGGGUUGGUCCACGCUGUAUUCAGCCACGACAGUACCAGUUGUUCCGCCACGACACAACGAGUAUCCGCGUUUCCUGUCGGCUGCGUGGCCGUACUAUGUCGGUGCCAUUAGCACGAGCAUUGGUUUCAUCCUCUUCAGCGCCUUGUGGCUUGGUGGCGCCGCGAGCGAACGGGGCAGCAAGAAGAAAAAGGAGUGA
Serendipita indica DSM 11827 is the source of this 1332-nucleotide messenger RNA. Lineage: Eukaryota; Fungi; Basidiomycota; Agaricomycetes; Sebacinales; Serendipitaceae. The record is from the annotation of a GenBank genome assembly.